Molecule: messenger RNA, 2638 nt
Organism: Penaeus indicus
Lineage: Eukaryota; Metazoa; Arthropoda; Malacostraca; Decapoda; Penaeidae
Exons: 6
Coding region: 56-2638 (860 amino acids)
Biological process (GO): nervous system process; regulation of membrane potential; chemical synaptic transmission
Cellular component (GO): neuron projection; synapse; plasma membrane
Molecular function (GO): transmembrane signaling receptor activity; extracellular ligand-gated monoatomic ion channel activity; protein binding
Source: RefSeq, a predicted model, not a curated record
CGUGACAGUGCCAGUGCCAAGUGUGUCGAGGAACGAGAGUGAGAGAAAGUUCGUCAUGGUGCCACGGAGUAACAGGUCCUAUUGGCUGGCUCUGGUCACUGCUCUCCAGCUGGUGAUCACUGCAAACGGAGAAGACAUCCGUGUGUUCGCCUUGCAGCCAGAUAUAUGGGCGGCCCCGCGAUCUGACGUGUACCUUAGGUUCAACAUGAGCCAGCAACAUGUAGCCUCAUCUCUUACUGACAUGAGUGUGUGCUACAGGGCCUUCCAGACGGCACUCACUACGCUGCAGGUGUUUCUGUCCUACGCCACGGCCGAUUCCUUCUCCAAUGCUAUUAUGAUGUACGUCGCCGACGGAGAGCACGUCUUCCGCCUCAACAACCAGCCGCAGGAGGCCGCGCAGCGAGUCAGUGUCCCGACUGUGCUUCGGCGAUGGCGGCACUACUGCCACGUUCUGGUCGGGGAGACGUACACCGUGUACGUCGAUGGAGAGGUCGCAGCCUCGGGUCCUAUCUCAGGCGACGACCGCGUCCUGCCUCUCAACGGCUCCUUCAUUGUAGGACAAGAACAGGACGGGUUUUCUCGUGGCAUGGACCAGCAGCAGAUCUUAAAAGGUUAUGUGACCCAAGUUAAUCUGUGGGAUCGUCGUGUCUCCGGCGCUGAAGUGGGCGACAUGGCCUCGUGCAGGGUCAACAUGAAGGGGAACAUCUUCUCGACGGACCGAGACGACGUGGAAUUAGUCAAUGUCCAAGAGAGGAACGCGUCUCUUGAAGAUCUGUGUUUGCGCGAGGAGGAUUUCGUGAUUUUCCCCGAGCGCUACACGUACUUGGAGGCGGAGGAGUUCUGUCGCUUCGUAGGCUCGAGGAUGUACGCCCCUCUCGACUCCCGGAAGAUGCAGAUGUUCAACGAGACGAAGUGGAGGGAGAGGCUGCGGUUCCGGACGUGGUUGGCCGUCACCGACAAGGAAGAGGAGGGAGUGUGGAGGCGCGUGAAGGACGGCAAGGUCCUUCGCGACAUCGCCUUUGCUCCCGGCCAGCCAGACAAUGGCAAGAACGAAAACUGCAUCAUGUCCGGCGGCACUGACAGCCUUCUGAACGACUUCAGGUGCAACAGCGCCAUCCAGGGCAGCGCCGUGUGCGAGGACCAGACGGACGUCCCCCUCUUCCUGCGCGGCGGCUGCAAGGCCGCGCGGACCAUGACCAUGUUCGAGAUCCGCGGCUACGUUCUCGAGAAGCCCUACUUCCACGGCUUCCACGGCGAGAUGAUCAUGCUGGCCAAGGAGAAGGAGGCCGAGGGGAAGAAGUGGCUGUGGGUCGACAUAGCGAGGAAUGUCACGCUGGCGUCGCUGGAGGUGGAGUCGCAGAACGUUUAUCCUUUCGGGAGGAGGAAAUGGAUGUUGGAAGCGCCCGUCUGCGACCGGAAGGAGGGCACCACGCGCGUCCUCAGCCUGUCGCGGUGCACCGACAAGGAGUACAUGUGCGACGACGGGAACUGCAUCGACAUAGCCGCCCGCUGCGACGCCAAGGACGACUGUGGCGACCAGACGGACGAGGACGACUGUGACAUCGUAACGACCCCGCCUGACUACCGCAAGUUCAAACCACCCAAGAACGACCAGGACCCGACCUUGCCUCUCCUCCCCGAGGCGGAAGUGAAGUUCAUCCGCUUCCACAAGAUUGACGACGUCCAGCAGGUCAAUUACCUCGAGUUCAUCCUCACCUUACGCUGGGUCGACUCUCGCGUGACCUUCUUCAACCUGAGAAGCGACCUCUUCGCCAACAAACUGUCGGCGAGCGAGAGGGAGAAGAUCUGGACGCCGGAGCUGGAUUUCCCCAACGCCUUGGACGGGGAUGUCAAGGCGGUCAAGACAAAUUUCUUCAUCCAGAGGACCGGGGAACCGAAUGAGCUCGACUUCAAUAACGUUAAUAUGGACCAGACCUACAACGGCAACGCAGGAACGAUCAUUCUACAGAAACACUACAGCGGCGCCUUCGUCUGUGAUUUCGACGUGUUCUUCUAUCCCUUCGACGUCCAGCACUGCGGCGUCUCCAUCAGGUUGGCCUCCGUCAGCAAGGGACAGGUCAGCUUCACUGCCGUCAGGUCAAGGGCAACGUAUGCCAAGUACGUGCCUCUCCCGACCUAUAUAGUGGGCAGUCCCGUGGCUUUCAACGACAGCGGGGUACACAGGGAGAGUGUGCUGCAGGUCACCUACACCCUGACCAGACGCUACACCCUCAUUGUGCUGAGUGUCUUCAUGCCGUCCAUCCUUCUCCUCGCCAUCGGCUACUCCACGCUCUACCUCAAGAUUAUUCAGAUCCAUGUGAGACUCCCCGUCUCCCUCACGACGCUGCUCGUCCUGUACACGUCCUUCAACCAGACGUCCUCCUCGCUCCCCAAGACAGCCUACGUCAAGCUCAUCGACGUCUGGUACUUCUUCUGCAUCCUCCUCCUCUUCGUCGUCAUCGUCGUGCACGUCCUGGGCGAGAGGCUGCCUUCCGAGGCCAUCGUCUACGUCGGGAGAGAACCGCGGGGGCGUCUGCGCUUCACGGCCGAGGCGCUUCUGCGGUUUGUGCGGCUGGCUUUGGUGCCGGCGGUGGUGGUGGUCUUCUCCGUCGUGUACUGGACCGUUCUGGUGACGUAG